Molecule: messenger RNA, 2145 nt
Organism: Marchantia polymorpha subsp. ruderalis
Lineage: Eukaryota; Viridiplantae; Streptophyta; Marchantiopsida; Marchantiales; Marchantiaceae
Source: the annotation of a GenBank genome assembly
AUCCAGCUGAGUGGGGCCGGCAUACGUGUUUUCCAGCAAGCCAAUUGUGCCAAACACGAACUAGACCUUUGCAGUGGCGGACAUCAGAGUCGGUGAGAAUAUUUCUGUUUUCAUGUGACGGUACCGAAUCCUUCUGGUGAGAAAUGAUUUGCGUUUUGUGUGUGAGUAACGGUGGCAUGGAUUUGAUGUGAAGUCAGAGAAGAGUGGCCUUGUGCCUCUCUGUUACAGGGGAAUGGAUCCGAUUUCCGAGGCCACCACGUCUCUGAUAUCGUACCCCAGCAACGCCCAGGAGCAUGUGCAAGAGGAAGCUACAUCUUCUUCUCCCUCGUGGCAGUUUUUGCACGAGGACCUCAUAGUCGAAGUGCUGGCACGUUUACCGUUUCUGAGCCUCAUCCGAUGCCGACGGGUGUGCAAGAAGUGGAACUCCGUGAUCACCUCAGCGGGCUUUUCCGACCAUCACCAGUUCACCCCGAAGUGCGUGCCCGUGUACUUCAACGCCUGGGAUGGAACGUUUACAGUCUACAAUUCAGUGCUCAACUCUUGGUACAGACACUCGCUGGCGUUUUUACAAUUACAGGUCUACGCAAGCUCCCCGGCUUUGUGUGAAUCUCUGUCCUUGGCGGCCUCGGGGGGAGGGCUUCUGCUGUUUGAUACCGCAACCUUCGGGCAGUAUUUUUUGUGCAACCCUGUGACCAAGAAAUGGAGAGAAUUGAAGCUGCCCCGCAAGGACUGGCGGGGAAACCACAUGCCAGCUCCGCCAUGGAUCAGAAGAGGGAGGUUGCAUCAGGAUGUGGUGUCUGGAAGAAGGAUGCUGGUCGGUAUCGUGUGCGGAAAUUACGAUGUGAAUUAUAAGCUCGUGUUUGCAGGUUUGUACGCAGGGUCCUUGUGGACUACUCUGGUUUACGAUUCUCGGACAUUCAGUUGGAGCAGAGGUGCCCGGAUUCCGAUCGAAGGUACGGAUUGUGCGUUUGCAGGGAGAAGUAUGUGCUGCAAUGGCUUUUUGUACUGCUUGAUCAGGGGAGAUGGCGGUGAUCUGAAUCAUUACAGGGUUAUGAAGUAUGACUUGGAUCAGAAAAUCUGGCGUCAGUUCUGGAUUCCAAGGUAUUUUGGGCCGUUUCUUGAGCUUUUAGAGCACCAGGAGAGUAUCCUGUUGAUUGUUAGAGAGCCGGCACGAACGCCGCUUGGGUCCAACACGUUUUACAAACUCCAAGAGUGGAACCAUGAUGAUGCCACUUGGCUGAUUGUUCUGGAGGAUUUGCCAUCGGUUGUCAAUGGAUUGGGCCAACCUUUAUGCACGAAGUUUGUGUCAGGGUUCCAUAGAUGUGGGCAUGUCGGAAAUGGGGACUUGAUCUAUGAAGUCGGAUUUUACCGCGAGGAGCAAGAGAAGGGCUGGAGAGUCCUUCUCUACCACCAUGCAGAAAAUUACUGCUUUUGGUUGCCUGAUUAUGAUGUGGACAAGCGUCAUGCAAGCUGGCAUGGCUGGUCCAAAUUUCCUCUCGGAUUUUAUUCGUUCCAACCUUCCUUGCGGCUUCGAGUGUGAAACAAUCAGCUGCUGGUACACAACGAAUUCAGCUAACGAUGCACGGUAACGAAAGAAAGCCAUCUGCUUCAUUCACUGGGCUUUGGGAUUCCAUCAUAGUGCUCCCAACUCAGGCUACUUCCUCUUGCACUCGCUGUGAUGAUUUUCUCAAUUUGGACAUUUUUCAUGCUUGCAGUUUCAGUUGUACGGUUUACCCUGUUGUUGAGCUGAGUAAUUGAUCAACAGAUGUCUGAUACACCAAUGUUAACGAUUGAUCGUGGGUUGCACAUGAACUGAUUGCUUCAUGACUUCUUACUGGACCAGAAGUAUAACUUGAGAGCACUUUCUAGGUGGGAUUGCCUAACACUGACGGUGAUAGGCUUCUCAAAAUUUUUCAACUCGGAAUUCUGUAUUUGAGAGGUUCUUUGGGAUUUUUUUCUCCGUCAGAAAACGAAUUCUGGCGGGUAGUAAAAGCCAUGCGCGGCCGAUGAAAUCUGCUAAAUAUGAUUAACGCAAAGUUCAUGCUUCCUAUCAUACCUAAUUUUUUAUCCUAAGAGUGAGAAAAGAGACUUCUCUCCUGGUUGACUAGUAUUAGUCGUUAUUUUGGUAAUUUCAUCCAUGUGACC